AUGGUGAAGAAGACCCCCACCAAGAAGGCCGCGGCCAAGCCUAAGAAGGCCGCUGAGCCUGAGGCGGCUGCGGAGCCAAAGGCAGCCCCUGCGGCCAAGGCUGCGGCCAAGCCUAAGGCGGCGGCAAAGCCCAAGGCAGCGGCCAAGCCCAAGGCGGCAGCAAAGCCCAAGGCGGCGGCAAAGCCUAAGGCAGCAGCCAAGCCCAAGGCAAAGGCGGCGCCCAAGAAGAAGGCUGCCCCCAAGGCCAAGAAGGCAGCCCCCGCCGCGGCUGAGUAG
Messenger RNA from Monoraphidium neglectum, 276 nucleotides. RefSeq lists its product as hypothetical. Gene Ontology annotation, cellular component: nucleosome. Gene Ontology annotation, molecular function: DNA binding; structural constituent of chromatin. Gene Ontology annotation, biological process: nucleosome assembly. The record is from RefSeq and is a predicted model, not a curated record. Lineage: Eukaryota; Viridiplantae; Chlorophyta; Chlorophyceae; Sphaeropleales; Selenastraceae. The transcript has 3 exons. The coding region runs from base 1 to 276 and encodes 91 amino acids.